This is a messenger RNA of Rhopilema esculentum, 2853 nucleotides long. RefSeq names its product kinesin light chain. Gene Ontology annotation, cellular component: kinesin complex; cytoplasm. Gene Ontology annotation, molecular function: kinesin binding. NCBI's taxonomy places the organism in Eukaryota, Metazoa, Cnidaria, Scyphozoa, Rhizostomeae, Rhizostomatidae. The record is from RefSeq and is a predicted model, not a curated record. Gene Ontology annotation, biological process: microtubule-based movement.
GAAAAUUUUCGCCCAAUCGGGAACUGUUGGGAAGAAGACCUGCUAGCACUUCGUUAUUGAAAUUAAGAUUUGCGUAAAGGAAGAUAGAUGUUUACUGACUAGUUGUUUCACUAACGAUUCAACAAAACGCAAUAUUUGGUUUCAAGCAACGGAGAAGGGCUUUUCUUCAAUCGAUUUAUCUUUGGUUUUCGUUAAUGGAAGACAACUCUUUGCUGUUCUGGCCUUGCCCAAAAACAAACUGGUACUCCAGUUAGCAGAUCCUGGCCUAUAUCUUUACAAAAGUUACAGUUUAGCUGAUCGAGCUCUUAGUGGACGUGCAUGUCAGUAAAACAUGGAGGGAAGUCGGAAAGUGGGUCAGGAUGAAAUUAUUUCAAGCACUAAAAGUGUAUUACGGGGAUUGGAAACACUGAAGAAUGAGCAUUCGAGUUUGUUGUCAAAGAUGCAACAGACGCAAAUUUCUGUCAGUGAGACUGAGAAAGAAGCCAGCGAACAGAAAAGAGACAUGAUAAAGAAGUCACUAGAGAAGAUCGAGUUAGGUCUUGGUGAAGCCCAGGUCAUGAUGGCACUGUGCGGUCACUUGAGUCAUGUCGAGGCUGAAAAGCAAAAGCUAAGAGCUCAAGUUAGGCGGUUAUGUCAAGAGAAUGCUUGGUUAAGGGAAGAACUGUCAUCAACACAACAAAAACUCCAGGGGAGUGAGCAAAAUGUAGCUCGUUUAGAGGAGGAAAAGCAACACCUGGAAUUCAUGAAUUCAUUGAAAAAGUAUGAUGACAAGACUAUGGAUGAAGGAAUUGACAGUGAUUUUCAAGAUGAUGUUCAGGAUGAAGAUUCAGAUAGGGAGACUGACGAGGAUGCCUUAAGUCAGACGUCAUCUGUGACUAGCUCUGUUAAUAAUGCAGGUGUUUAUGAAAUCCCUGCCAGAUUGAAGACUCUGCAUAAUUUGGUCAUUCAGUAUGCCUCACAGGGUCGUUAUGAAGUUGCUGUACCUUUGUGUAAGCAAGCAUUAGAAGAUCUAGAAAAAAGUUCUGGACAUGACCAUCCUGAUGUAGCAACAAUGCUGAAUAUAUUGGCCUUGGUUUAUAGGUCUUUCCAUUUACACCUGACUCUAUGGCAGGAAAGAGAUCAGUCAAAAUAUAAAGAGGCUGCGAAUCUACUAAAUGAUGCAUUAGCAAUCAGAGAGAAAACUCUUGGUCCAGACCAUCCAGCGGUUGCUGCAACACUGAACAACCUUGCUGUUUUGUAUGGAAAGCGUGGCAAGUACAAGGAGGCAGAACCUUUGUGCAAACGUGCAUUGGAAAUAAGAGAAAAGGUUCUUGGAAGAAACCACCCAGAUGUUGCCAAGCAACUAAACAACCUUGCUUUGUUAUGCCAAAACCAGGGCAAAUAUGAUGAGGUGGAGAUGUAUUAUCAGCGAGCAUUGGAAAUAUAUGAAGCACAACUUGGUCCAGAUGAUCCGAAUGUGGCAAAAACAAAGAACAACCUUGCAUCUGCUUAUUUGAAGCAAGGGAAAUAUAAAGCUGCAGAGCAGUUGUAUAAAGAGGUGCUGACCAGAGCUCAUGAAAGAGAAUUUGGCAAAGAUGAUGAGAACAAGCGUGGAAAAGAUAAUGCACCUUAUGGCGAGUAUGGAGGAUGGCAUAAAGCAGCUAAAGUUGACAGCCCAACAGUGACAACAACUUUAAGGAAUCUUAGUGCACUGUACAGGAGGCAAGGAAAGUUUGAGGCUGCAGAGACACUUGAAGAAUGCGCAAAUCGAUCACGAAAAAAUGCAGGGCCUUUAGAUACAGCACAGCAAUCACAGCUGGCUGCCAUUCUUGGAUCAGAUUUCCCAAACAACAGUGCACCAUCGUUGUCUGGAGUUUCAGUCAGUAGCUCAAGUUCAAGCGGUAUUGGAACCUCCAGAGCAUCUUCAUCUUCAAGUAAACAUGAGGACGACCAUCAGAAAGAUGAUGAGGAUAAGAAAGGAAAGAAGGACAAGACUACGUUAUCCAGGUUGAAAAGAACUUUCAGCAACCGAGGCCAAAAACUAAUGGAGAAAAUUGGUGGCGGUAGACUUCAGAGAUCUACUUCCCGUGAGAACCUUGUUGCCCAAUCUAAACUGCAGCCAUCAGAGAGGAUUUCCCGGAGCACCCCAAUGCUUGCACAGCUUGUACCACCAGAUAAGGGUUCCUCAAAGACUCGUGGUCCAAAAACCACAAAAGAUAACUCCGAGUUUGAUAUGCUAUGAUCAGUCUUAAAGCAGAUGGAGCAAACUCUGGGCUGAUAUAUAUGGUUAACAGACACAUUGAUAACAUCAUUGUGAAGAGAUAGUUUCAAGUUAUUAAAAGAUAAGAACAUAAUUUAAAGUAGAUUUCUCGACAGUGACACUUCAUUCAAGAGAGGGUAAUAGUCAUUGAUUUUCUGAAAACACAUCAUCUUUUAAUAUAUUGACACAUUUACAAAUAAUUAUUAGAUUUUAUCAUAUCCCAUCCCAACUAUCAAAAAUAACAACUUUGACCAUUCUGACCUUUCAGAUUCAACAGGCUUUGUCUGUAUAUAUUUAUAUGUUCUUGCCUCAUCUAGAUACAGAUGAAUUACUAGCAUGAAACCUCCAUUUUUUUAAAAUUUUCAUUAAAACACAAAUUGACUUAUUACCUCUCAAAACAAACUUCAAAACAGAUGCAAAUUUAGCCUUUGGUGUUGUUUUUUCUCAUCUUAUACCACCAAAACUCAUCAAUACAUUGUGCAGUGUCAAACAAAAAAAGUUCUGUAGGGUUGCUAAUAUAUAUUAGAAUAAAAGAAACAAGAUAAUAAACAUUUAUUUGUCUGUCAUAUUGUAUUUAGUAGGGUGAUAAUAGUUAUAAAUACAAAAUAGAGACA